This is a messenger RNA of Seminavis robusta, 1630 nucleotides long. NCBI's taxonomy places the organism in Eukaryota, Bacillariophyta, Bacillariophyceae, Naviculales, Naviculaceae. The record is from the annotation of a GenBank genome assembly.
GAUAAAAGACAUUGGCUACUAGCUAGACUAACCAGAUAGUAUCACAGCAAAGAAGAACGUCAAGCAAAGACACUACCGUAUCAAAAUGGACAAAGAAGGAGAUCGCGAGAGACUGUUGUUGGAGUCGAACGCUCGACCGUCGUUGAUGCGUCUGUUGUCGAUCAACCACAAGAGUGCCCAGAAAGGCAGUGAUGGCACAACAACUACUACUACUGGCACAUUGAAGAGCACCAGUGCCAACGACGAUGAUGCUCCGUUUAGUUUGGAAGAUCUUCCUACUCCUGCGUUUGUGAUCAAUCGUCAUGCGUUUGCGGGAAAUUGUCAACGCGUCUUGGAUUUUUGUACUUAUACUACUAGCUCUACUAGUACUAGUAGUGGCGCUACUAGUACUGCCUAUAAACUGCGACCACACAUCAAGACACACAAGACAUUGGAAGGCAUUCAUUUGCAAGCCCACGGGACGGGCAAAUCGUCAUCUCAUGCCGUGAAUGGAUUUGUGGCGUCUACCAUCCCCGAAGUCAAAUUGUUGGUGAAUUACUACACGACCAAUUCCACCGAAAAUGCCGGCAGUAUCCUUUAUGGAAUCCCCAUUAGUGAAACCAAAUUGCCACCUCUGUUUGUCCUACAACAACGAUUGGAUGAUUGGACCACGAGGCAGCAAAACAAGGCCAAUAAAGAUCACCAUAUUCCCAUUCAUAUACUCAUCGAUCAUCCCCAACAGGUACAAAUGGUCGAGCAAUUCCUGGCCAAACAAGAACAACAAUCUACACCAGCAGCCACGUUUUCCGUCUUUUGCAAGUUGGACACGGGAUACCAUCGAGCAGGAACCACCUGUGACAAACAAGGAAUCCAACUCGUCACUGCCAUCUUGCAGUCCAAGGCACUCCGGUUGGUGGGAUUCUAUUCUCAUUGUGGACAUGCCUACGAUGUCGAGGACCAGUCCAAACUGCAAGAAAUUGCCAACACGGACAUGAACACCAUUCAACAAUUUCUCAUGCACCUGGAACAGCAUUGGAACAACAACAAUAACAACAACAAUAUCAAUCCACAACAAGUCUUUGACAAAUGCAUCAUUAGUGUCGGAUCCACACCCUCCUUGUUUCAUCAUCCCACGAAUCACAACAAUAGUAAUGAAUGGCCAGCAUUCCAACAACGUCACACGACACUCCAAUUCGAAAUCCAUCCUGGCAAUUACACCCUCUACGAUCGUCAACAGCUCCAUACGAGUGCCUGUGCGGAUCCACAACACAUUGCCGGACGCGUCUUGUCUCGAGUCAUUGGACAUUACGACGACGACCAUCGUCCUCAAACGGUCCUCCUCGAUGCCGGUGCCACGGCAUUGACCAAGGAAACCACUCCGCAAGGGGGCAUGGCCGCCAUUGCGUCCGUCGAAAAUGUCGAUGUCUAUCGCAUGUCGCAAGAAGCGAGCAUGGCACGACGACACAACAAUAGUAGUAACAAAUCCUUGUUGGAGGAAUUGCCCUUGGGAUCCAUGGUCACCUUGUUGCCCAAUCAUUCCUGUUUGGCCGCAGCCUGUUUUGAUACCUACUAUGUCAUUGAUGAUCCGUCCUGUCGAUUCCUACCUGAAACGGCCAUUGUCGAAGAAUGGAUCCCCGUCAAGGGGUGGUGA